This is a messenger RNA of Fundulus heteroclitus (mummichog), 1452 nucleotides long. RefSeq lists its product as uncharacterized. Bases 68 to 1432 code for a protein of 454 amino acids. The transcript is spliced from 6 exons. Gene Ontology annotation, biological process: DNA integration. The record is from RefSeq and is a predicted model, not a curated record. Lineage: Eukaryota; Metazoa; Chordata; Actinopteri; Cyprinodontiformes; Fundulidae. Gene Ontology annotation, molecular function: nucleic acid binding.
CCCAGCUAUCCGGAAACGGUUACUGAGCACGAGUGCUUGCAUUUUCCGUCCAGGCAAAGGUGUAGCGAUGGCUAACUUGUGGAAUGCCAUAGCAAAUGAACUCAGACAAGUUGCUGAUUUGACAGAAGACAACACAGUUUCUAACGAUUAUGUUCUCUAUCGUCUCGACUGCUUAACAGAAAGAAUAAUACUGUUAGAAGCAACCACCGAAGCAGAUCUUGUCCCAGCCGUGUUGCAAAAUUUGGACGAGGCAGCUCGCCGCUUGUACGACUCUGCUAACCCCAACGGUUUAGUUGGGAGGCCUCGUCAGCUGAUUCCGAUAGAGUUUAUGGAAAGUCUUCUGCUUUCUGGUUUCACGGUUCCUGACAUUGCAAGACUCAUGGGUGUUAGUGAGAGAACUAUUCAUCGCCGGAUGGCAGAGAACGGAAUGAGGGUGUCUGACUUACUGAACAACAUGUCAGAUGAAGAGUUGGAUGCAGUUGUGGGGGAGAUACUUUGCUACUAUCCCAACACCGGCUACAAAAUGAUGAUGGGCCAUUUGAAUGCCAGAGGUAUAAGGAUUCAAAGAAGCAGAGUGCAAGAGGCAAUGGUUCGUGUGGACCCAGCGGGGGUUUAUAUGCGCAACUUUCAGCUACAAACUGUGAGGCGCAGACGAUAUUCUGUUCCAUCCCCCAACAGUCUGUGGCACAUUGAUGGAAACCAUAAACUGAUAAGAUGGAGAUUUGUGGUUCAUGGAGGCAUAGAUGGAUUCAGUCGUCUGAUAGUAUACCUUAAAGCUGCUACCAACAAUCGGGCUUCAACUGUGCUUGAAAGCUUCCUUCAAGCAAUUAAUGAAUAUGGCAUACCAUCACGUGUCAGGUCUGAUAAAGGAGGAGAAAAUAUUCAGGUGGCACACUUCAUGGUCUCCAGAAGAGGCCAAGAAAGGAACUCGCAUAUUACUGGAAGAAGUACACAUAACCAGAGGAUAGAAAGGUUGUGGAGAGAUGUGUACGGAGGAGUACUUGAUCUGUUCUACACGACUUUCAGCAACAUGGAGUCAGAAGGCUUGCUUAAUCCUGACAAUGACUUGCAUCUCUUUGCUCUACACUGGACUUUCUUACACCAACUAAACAGACACCUUUACUUAUUUAAAGAAGGCUGGAACAACCAUCGCCUCCGCACUGAAGGGAACAGGUCUCCACAAGAGUUGUGGUCCCAAAACCAGCGAGAAGGUCAAGACCUAAACCAGGUUGACCAGGAUUAUGGCAUUGACUGGCAAGGUCCAAAUGGCCACCAUCCAGAGGGAGUGACGUUGCCCGAAGUCCAGCUUGCUCGGCCACUUACUGAGGAAGAACUUCAGAGACUACCAGAGCCCUCGGGGGGAUUUUCCAGUGUUUUAAAUGUGUAUACUGGGGCUAUUGAUGCACUGAAUGAUAUUUUUGAUGGUAUCUAAUAAAGUCAGUCUAAAUUUUA